CCCUGCGAUAACAGUAAUAAGAUUACAGGAAGUCAUAAAUAAGAAGGCGAGGCUAUAUAAGGCGAGCACCGCACAGCUGUUGUCAGUCUGCCACCUGCACCCACACGAGUACGUACUCCGCUCCGCUAACAUGGCCAACACUCUCCUACUCGCCCUGUCAUUGGCUGUCGCCGUGGCGAUGACGUCAUCAUUCCCCGCUGGUCACGUGAUCAGCAAACGCGCCGUCCUAUUGGACGACGACUUCGCGGAGGCCCCACGCCGCUCGGACGACAACGACUGGGCCGGAGACUCGGUCGAGGAGUGGGCCCUGGAGGACGCCGAUGAUAUGGAGGUGGAGGAGGUGCCCGAUAAUGAGGGGUCCGCCACCAACUUCAUUUCCCGUCUCGCGCGACGGCUAUUCGGAGGUGGAGGUGCUGGGCGUAGACGCCGGAGACCUGCCCGCUCUCAGCUCGCAAGAUUCACUAGCCCGCGCCAAGCGAGGGCACCACCACCUGCCCAUCUGGGUCAACACUUUCCAAAUGACCGACCACCACGCCAACUUCAAGUGGGGCGUCCGCCACAACGUGGGCCACUAGGCCACCGCCACAACCGGCCUCCGCACCACAACAGAAGGCCCCGCCCACUCCUGGGAUUGGCUAGUGGAGGAGCCAAUAGGAGGCCUCGAUACAGACACGUGAACCCUCACAUGGAUCAGUACGCAGAUGCAGGGGACUUAGAUGACGUUAAUUACGAUGAUGAUUAUUACGAGGAACAAAAUGUGAUACCCAGGAGACCCCGAGGGGGUAAAUCUCCCCUGGUCAUCCAGGUUGUGGAUGACCGUAUCAGCAAGAAAUAAUUUCAGGUGUUGGGGAUAAAACUGACUUUUUUCAUCCAUAUUUCAUGGAUGAAAUAGCCUUACCCACCCAGGGGUCGUACAAGUCGUGGUCGGUCACAGACCAUGAACAUCCAGAGAAAUGAGUGAGACGUUGUCCAAAUAGCUAUGCACUUCUUGCGCUUGUGUGGGUCAUCCUGACUCAUUUUGCUCAGCAAAAAGGCGUGUCAGUGCCGCUCUUUGCUCGUGAUGAGGGUAAGAGAGUGUGUCGAUAUUUGGGGCCAUACUUUCAAAACUCGCUAAGUGAACGUAAGUAUUUACGCUCUAU
Messenger RNA from Hyalella azteca, 1139 nucleotides. RefSeq lists its product as uncharacterized. The transcript is spliced from 6 exons. Bases 131 to 835 code for a protein of 234 amino acids. The record is from RefSeq and is a predicted model, not a curated record. NCBI's taxonomy places the organism in Eukaryota, Metazoa, Arthropoda, Malacostraca, Amphipoda, Hyalellidae.